AUGCAAAAGUUCGAUAUCACAAAAGAGGACAAGGAUUUGAUUCCUGUAUUAGUGAAUCUGAAGAUGGAGUUGCAAGAGGAACGAGAUUGUCCGAAUUACUUUUUCUUCGCGAAACUGAAGACUGACUCUAAAAGAAUGUUGCUUGAAAUCCCAAGCAAAGAAAAAGAAGAAGUGAGGACAAUCAAAGAGAAUUUGAGAGUUGAAACGGUUCCCGUUCGUCUCGAUGAUGUGGCCAAUGGAGACUCGGAUCUGCCGUUCAAAAUCGUCACCGCUUAUCAUGUGAUCGUACAAAUCGACCUGAUACUCAUGGAAAUUCGACCAAAGAUUUCAUCUCUGGCCGAUGAUUGCAACGAUUGCAUUUGCGCGGUCGAGACAGGCAACUGCAAAAGUGAUAUUUUAAAGAAAUUCACUUACAAGACUCAGCUGACAAAUCAAGAUUACAAGGAUUGCCACGAGCCGGGCAAACUCCCAAGCGACACGGUCAAGGCGGCUUGGAAAAGGUGUUCAUCGGACUACGAGUGCUCGUUGAACUGCACGAAUGCCUAUUACGCUCGGCACAAACAUUUAUGCGACGAAUCGAAUAUGAGCGAGCUGAACGAGCCCGAAUACACAGUGGGGGUGGGAAAACCCGAGUACACAAAGUUGAACUUUUUGAGUGAAGAACUUAUGGUGCUA
Mesorhabditis belari is the source of this 675-nucleotide messenger RNA. NCBI's taxonomy places the organism in Eukaryota, Metazoa, Nematoda, Chromadorea, Rhabditida, Rhabditidae. The record is from the annotation of a GenBank genome assembly.